CCAAACAUAGACCAACAUGCAAUUCACUUCCGGAAUGAAGGUGCAUCACGCCUUUGUCGUUUGGGACGCUAGCUAGGUACUCUUUGUGCUUACGUUAACUCAUUGUGUCGCUGAGAAUUAGGAUCGAUAUAACGGUAAAAUGGGACGUGAUCGUCAUUCGUUUACACUUUAGUUCGUUCCGGAUUUCUGGAAGUCCAUGUUUAUACAAAACUGUGUCAAAUGUCGAAAUGAAAUAGGGCAAGAAAGUUGCACCUUGAAAUGAAUGAUGGAACAGUUUGAACGUCAAAAAGUUAUUGGAAAAGGCAGCUAUGGAGAAGUAUGGCUUGCACAGCACAAAACGGAUAAAAAGCAGUAUGUACUGAAAAGAAUAAAUCUGAAGCAUGCAUCUGUGCGGGAACGUAAAUCAGCUGAGCAAGAGGCAAAGCUUUUAUCGAAGCUGAAACACCCCAACAUAGUCUCAUACAAAGACUCUUUUGAAUCAAGUGAGGGCUUGUUGUAUAUAGCCAUGCAGUACUGUGAGGGUGGAGACUUGUAUACACGCCUCAAAGAACAAAAGGGCAAUCCACUGGAAGAACGACAAGUUGUGGAAUGGUUUGUGCAAAUUGCUAUGGCAUUACAGUACAUGCAUGAAAGAAACAUCCUUCAUAGAGAUUUAAAGACACAGAAUAUAUUUCUGACCAAGAGCAGAAUUAUCAAAGUUGGAGACUUGGGCAUUGCAAGAGUCCUAGAGAACUCCAACGAUAUGGCCACAACUCUGAUUGGCACACCGUAUUACAUGAGCCCAGAACUCUUUUCAAACAAGCCUUAUAACCAUAAGUCAGAUGUCUGGGCUCUUGGUUGCUGUGUGUAUGAAAUGACGACACUGAAACAUGCCUUUAAUGCAAAGGACAUGAACUCAUUAGUAUAUAAGAUCCUCAAAGGAAGGAUGCCACCAAUGCCUCGACAAUAUGGGUCUGAAUUAAUUGCUCUUAUACGCAGCAUGCUUCAUCAAGAUCCUGAGAAAAGACCUAGUGUUAAUCGCAUUCUUCGAGAUCCAUACAUCAAGCGUAAUAUUGCAAUUUUUUUAGAAGAAACAAAGAAAAGCUGCCAAGCAGGAAGUGGUCCUAGGAGAGUCCGGGUUCCAGGAUCAGCUCCAUCCGCACAUGUUGUUGUGCCAUCUGUGCCUGUAGCAGGUUCUGCCACUGGGAACAGCGAAGCUUCAGUUUCACCAGCAGUGGCACCCUCAUCUCCUUCAAGACCUAGUUCAGCAUCUGCAGGCAUGCCCCCACGAGCACCUCAGAAUGCAUCAAAAAAGCAAGAAACAUUUGCCAGGGAUGAACUAGAUAGUGCUGCACAAGUGAAGAACCAGGUGGCUGACAGUGGAGAUGCUCCACUCCGACCAAACCAUGUGAGACGGCCCUCUGGAGCAUUGCAGAAAGAUCUAGAGACUAUUCAAGAAGAUUUGGCGUCAGCAAAGAUGUUUGAUGACUUAUCUAGCAGUAAAGAAGACACAGUUGUGCCCAACACUGUUAAAGAGGUAAAGAAUACGGCUGUGGAAGUCGAAGCAAAGAAAAAGAAAAAGAAGAAACUGCUACCUACACGAAAUGCUUCCAACAACCAAGCUCCUACUAAAACUUCUGAUCCUUCUGCAUCAGGAGACAGCAUAGCUAGAACUGAAAGCAGCUCACUACUUAAGCAAGAGAGACCCAACUCUGCACGGCCAUUGCCUUUGCCAAAAGCAGAAGUAAGUUAUGGUUUGCCUAAAAAGAGUGAAUCACUUUCACAACAGCAAAAGGCAGAGCCGGUUGAGAAGGGAACAAGUGAUUCAACCUCCUCUAAAUCCUCUUCGCAGUCAGAUGGCUAUGCUGAGGACACUCCAAGAAGUUUGCCAAAUUUGUCAGCACGGGAGAGAAGGCGCCAAAAGAAUCCUUCUAGCAACUCGUUGGAGUGUCCAAACUCUGCAAGAGUCAAAUUACGAAAAGUUCCAGAGAGAUCAUCAUCUGAAAAAGUCACGAAAUCUGAGAAAGAAACUCAUGGUAAAUCAAGCUCAUCAGGACCCCGACGACACCGACAACAGUUACUUAAAGAUAGUUCUAGCUCAUCUGAAGAGUCUGGGAUACAAAAAGGCGAAAGUACAACUGAAAGAGAAAAACAAAGGGCAAUCAAGGAAAUGGACCAGUUCAUAAGUGUGCUGGACUGCACGCUCAAGAUGAACAGCGGACCAUCCAAAUCAGACGAAGAAAAGACAGGGGAGGUCCACGUCAAUGGCCAGCCUUCCCUGCCUGAUGGGAGACAACCAAUGCGAAGAACAUCCAGCGAGGGCUUGAUGGAAAUGCAAACAGAACACAAGACACCACCUGAACAAACAUAUCAAGCCCAUGCAUCUGCCUCUAUGCCUAGCAUUGAAACACUGACAAGUACAACAAGGCUAACAAACCGAAUACGCAUGCUUCACAGAGAUUGUGUACAGGGUGUGGGCUAUGCAGUCUUGAAGAAGGCUUAUGACAUCCUAAACCACAUAGAAGAGGAUGAAAUAGAGCCCAAGCUGAUGGAGCUACUGGGAAAAGACAAAUUUGAUGAAUAUGCUGGCAAGAUAUGGCAGCUGAAGUUCUGUGAAGACUCUUUAUUCAUCUCUUGAUACAUACAAUGAAGUCUGCAGAUUUGUAAGAGUGCUUAAAUGAUUUGUAAAGUUCCACAUUGGUGGCUUGCUCACUAUUCAAAACAUGAUGCAGUGAUAUUCCAUGUCCUUCAAAGUUCAUAUGCAUUGAUAUGUUCACUUACCAACAGAAGUGCUUGUGACUUAUCAGCCACAGCACUAAUUGCAUUAUCAUGUUAUGUGUAUUAUCUGAGAUGUAUUUUAUUUAGUUUUUAAGAGAAUGUGGAGAUAGUUCUCCACAGUUCAGAUCUACAUACUAGAGCCCCUUCCUGUUUUUGUGAUCCAAGUCCACAUAUUAAAACUAACCCCAAUCCAUGCAUUAAAACAUGGAGGGCAGCCACUCUCUAGGACUGCGGUUCUCAACUAGUGGUACAUGUACCCCUAGGAGUAUGACAAGGGUUAUGCAGGGGUACGCAGCGUUAUAAAUAAGCACACACCAUUAUAAAAAUAAAUACUUUUAUGCGCAAGGGGUACCCACUGACAUACUGUCACCCUUUAGGGGUACAGUCACCUAAAAGGUAAUCACUGCUCUAAGAUCAGUGCACACAGUGCAUUUCGGCAGGUGUGCAAUGUUUAAGGUACAAUGGUCGCUCUUUAUGGUGUUGCACACCAUUUUUAUCAACAUUUAUCUCAUUUGGUUAAUAUGCAAUGUUUAUCAAGAUGAAUCAUUCAUCAUGAAUGUUUCUUUCUACAAGAACUUCUGUGAGGUAUGAAAUGGAAAGAAGCACAAAACUGACAUGAAAUGUAAAACAUGCAACAAGAAUUAGAUAUUUUCAACAACUUAGUUGACAUCGGCAUAUGAAAAAUAUUUUUUUAAUUAAAUCUUAUCCAUAUCCCAAAACUCAUCUCCAGCUUUAGCAUCCUUAGCAAGAUCUAAUUGCCUCUACUUUUGCUUAUGUAAAUUUAUAGUCUUAUAAAUUUGGGACAAAAAAAGUGACUUUUGCAGAUGUAUUAGCUACAGAAUUGGAGAUUUGUUUGAGCAGAAGGGUUCCAGAGGUCACUGGUAAUGACAGCGAUCAAGAAGGUAGGGGAGGGUGGUGUAGAGCACUUCUCAGACUGAUUACUACUAACAGGAUAAAAUUUUAUUGUCCUUCAAAGGUUGUGUUCAGCAUUUCAGGUUUGUAAACCUCUCCUUUAUGGUUUAACUUAUCUGACUUUAUGAAGUUGUUAAUCUAGACAAAAUUUAACGAUAGUUAUACUAUUGCGAAUUUGUACUGAGGAUGUAAUUGCUGUUUACUGUCAAUUUUAUUUUGGGUUACUAUAUCAGAAGGUAAAUUCAACAGUUCACAGGAAUAUAAGGUGUGUUUAUGAACAAAGAUUUAUUGCCAAAUGUUGGUCUUGUACAAGGAUUAAUGUAAAAAUGCAUAACAUGUAAAUCAUGGAUCACUUCUUGUAUUUUUAUCAGAUUUUUCCCGUGUGGAAUGCUGCAAAGUCAAAUUUGUUUUUAUUGUAAAGCUGAAUGAGACAAUGAAGAGCAAUGACAGAUUUGUGUGUUCACCACUUUUAUUCCCCCACCUUCAAAGUUUGUGACUUAAUGUAAAAAUAGAGAUUUGUCAGAAGAGAAUUUGAUGCAUGUUGAUGUAUUGACAGAUUUAUUCCUACAAAUUACAUUCCUGUAUAUUAUAGAACUUUCCCUUCUAACCUAUUCCAAUGAAAGCUUGAAUGACAAUUUGUAUAGCAUAGAGAUGGACUUAUGCUAUGUAAAUAGUUUUAGUUAUGUCAGUAUUAUGACACCAUGCAGAAUAUAGUUUUUAAAAUGUGGUUCAAGCAACCACAUAUGUAUAUGUUAAUGUUUUCCAUUUAGGAGGAAGUGAGAAUGGCAAUUCUGAGCGGGAAUGUACAAAGUAUUGAAGGUGAUUCAUUUGUUAGAGUGAAGACAUUUAUUAUGAUGGCAUUUAUGGUGUCCUUAUAUUUCUGCAAGUAAGGCCAUCUUGCCAUCUAACAGAGGCUUGAAAUUAUGUGUUGAAGAUUUAUUUUCUUCUCAAGAUAGCUAUAAGGUAAAAUCUCACCAAUUUUAGAUGGUCAGGGUUGGGAGCAAAGUGUUAAAGAACACACUUUUCUCAGGGCUAACUUUUUUGUGCGGGGUGGUGCCCACGUCUUCUCUUUCUUCAACCCUCUAUGAAGUGAGGAACCCAUUCCCGACAACAGAGACUACUGGAAGAAGUUCGCGGGACCACAGGGUUAUUGAACCAGUGCUCUAACCACUCUGUUAUCCACUUCAUGAACUGAAAGCUAAUUAAAAACAAAAAUGGAAGAAAUAGUCUCUGAAUUUUCUGGGCAAGAAAAAUGGGAAUGCAUCAUGGGAAAGCUACCUCAUAGGUAGUUCUGCUCCUUUACUCCUUGGUUACUGCCCCAUAAACAUUAAAUUCUACCAUGGCACCUGAA
Pomacea canaliculata is the source of this 5020-nucleotide messenger RNA. RefSeq names its product serine/threonine-protein kinase Nek4-like. Gene Ontology annotation, molecular function: protein kinase activity; ATP binding. The transcript is spliced from 17 exons. The coding region runs from base 263 to 2617 and encodes 784 amino acids. Gene Ontology annotation, biological process: protein phosphorylation. NCBI's taxonomy places the organism in Eukaryota, Metazoa, Mollusca, Gastropoda, Architaenioglossa, Ampullariidae. The record is from RefSeq and is a predicted model, not a curated record.